Purpureocillium lilacinum is the source of this 1104-nucleotide messenger RNA. RefSeq lists its product as uncharacterized. NCBI's taxonomy places the organism in Eukaryota, Fungi, Ascomycota, Sordariomycetes, Hypocreales, Ophiocordycipitaceae. The record is from RefSeq and is a predicted model, not a curated record.
AUGAAGUGCGUAUUCGUAGCCGUCAUGAAGGCCGCCAUCACAGUCGCCUGCCUUUCCGGGCUUGCCUCCGCAGGACCUCUUCUUGAGCCCCCCACCAUAUACAACGGGACCAUGGAAUGCCAGUACUCGUGGAAGUACGGGCGCCCAAGCAGGGACGAGAAGUGCGUCGGGACCCUGGUGUGGUGCUUCACGGGCGGAGCGCGCCAGCGCGGGAAGCAGAGCCCGGAGGAGGCAGAGUUCGCCUGCGCCGUCAAACGCGGGUUCGACAGGAGCCGCAUCAAGCUGCCGCUCGACAGCCUGAUCAACGGGACGGCGAGAGACGAGGUCGACAAUAAGCUCCGGGUCCUUAGCAGGCAGAUCGAUCGUACCAGGUUGAUCUCGCGUCUGUCCUACGUCAACGACCUGCAUCCCAUCCCUGACGAUCCGGAUCCCACGGUCCCUGCACUCGUUCGGGGGUUGUCUGUUGCAAGCAUGGCCGGCUUCAAGGAAACGCGACUGGUCGUCUCCAUCAGAGACCUCGCCUGGCAAGCGUUUGCGCCGCCCUUUGCAGAGAGCGCGUGGCACGCAGUCAUGCAUGCCUACCUGGGAAGCGUCGGCUUCGUACAGGAGGUGCUGCGGUCGCCGUGUUUCAACCCCAGCGAGGCCAUGGACAUUUUCGCCAUCAGCCACCCUGAGCCGCAAAACGAGACGGCCCUGGAGGAGAUGAGCAGCUCGCUGGAGAUCAUCGCGACCCUCGAGCUUCGGGCCCGCCUGAUCCUGCGCCUGCAAAGGUACUCUGGCAAGUUCCUGGACUCGAUCAACCCAGAUCGCGACAUGGAGGACGCGACGCCCGAGAUGACGGUCAUGAUCCGGCACCUCGUGGCGACUCUCAAUGCCACGGCAAAGCGGCGCAUACGCCGGAUCCAACUCGAGCUGAAGCUCGCAAAGGCAUCUGCCCGGCUGGCUUUCGGGAGCGAUUUCCCCGAGGCGGAACGUCUGGUGCUCGCCCUCCACCAAAAAUUCCAUCACGACCUGCGCCAGCAGUUGAUGCCCCUGUUUGCGUCGGACGUAGACCUGAACUUUUCGGAGUUCUACAAAUCUCCGAACUAUACGUUGCCACAGUAA